AUGAACCAGUGGCUCGAAAAAUUCAUCAAGGAGCGCGGUUACCCUGCAGGUUGGAAAAUCAACAUACCAGAGGCGCCGACGCAGUCCAUCCCAAAGCCGCCCGUGCAGUCAACUGCCUCAACAGCAACCCGAACUCGGUCGGAGAGGUUGCCGAAACCCCUAGCCUUCAACGAAAAGGAUGGAUAUAUCCUCCAAGAAGGGAUAAAGAAAGAAUUGUACGGUUAUGUGAAGGCGGGGUACGGACAUCGAGUCCUACUUCGACAGGAUAGACAAAACGGGUACGACAUCUUCGAGUUCGUCAGGGCGAGCAAAUUCGGAAAAAACUUUGUCGAGAGGAACCAGAACGUGUUGAGCGGGACAGAGAUCAAGGCCGGAACCAAAGCCUCAUUACGGGGAAUAAGCUGGAAGCAGGUGUCCAUUUUUGGGGUCGCUCCCGUCAGAACCGACUUCGACGACGAGGCGAUGUUAAUGGCUUGGGUGGCAUUUCCUCAGAGCGAACCAACCUGGUACUGGCGCUCAUAUCUGGGGGAAGAAUUUGGAAUCGACGCGGUGGACGAAAAGUUGAACACCUUUAGGAGGAAGGCAGGGCAGCUCCCUCGAGCCGUCAUAGAUGAGGACGAAGCGGAAGAAAGUGACGAUGAUGAGGAAGGAGAAGACAAAGCAACCAGAUUGCGAUAUCUAAGAGAGGAAAUGAAAAGGUUGGAACAGGGAACUGCGAGAAGCAGACGUUCGUCGAGCGCGAAAAGGUCAAAACCGCGGCGACGAGCCCGAUAG
This is a messenger RNA of Exophiala oligosperma, 774 nucleotides long. RefSeq lists its product as uncharacterized. Bases 1 to 774 code for a protein of 257 amino acids. The record is from RefSeq and is a predicted model, not a curated record. The transcript has a single exon. NCBI's taxonomy places the organism in Eukaryota, Fungi, Ascomycota, Eurotiomycetes, Chaetothyriales, Herpotrichiellaceae.